GUGUGUUUGUGUGUGUGCGCGCGCGCGCGCGCGUGCUCCGUAGCCGGUUCCGCCCCUCUCAGGCGUGCAGGCGUCCCCGGGCAUCCCAGCCAUGUGCUCCCUAGCGUCGGGCGCUCUCGGUGGCCGGGGCGCGCUGGAGGAAGACGAGGACCCACCCGAGCUGUCAGACAGCGGCGAAGAGGCCGCCUGGGAGGACGAGGACGAUGCCGAGCCCCCCCACGACAAGCAGCAGACCCCCUGCCUGUUCUGUGACAGGUUAUUUACAUCUGCAGAAGAAACAUUUUCACACUGUAAGACUGAACAUCAGUUUAAUAUUGGUAACAUGGUCCAUAAGCAUGGACUUGAAUUUUAUGGAUACAUUAAGCUAAUAAAUUUCAUUAGACUUAAGAAUCCUACAGUUGAGUACAUGAAUUCAAUAUACAACCCAGUGCCUUGGGAGAAAGAAGAGUAUUUGAAACCUGUAUUAGAAGAUGACCUUUUGCUUCAGUUUGAUGUCGAAGAUCUGUAUGAACCAGUGUCAGUCCCACUCUCAUACCCCAAUGGACUCAAUGAAAAUACAUCUGUUGUUGAAAAACUGAAACAUAUGGAAGCCAGGGCACUGUCUGCUGAAGCUGCAUUAGCCAGAGCACGUGAGGAUCUGCAAAGAAUGAAACAAUUUGCUCAAGAUUUUGUGAUGAACACAGAUGUCAGAACCUGCUCAUCAUCUACUACUGCCAUUGCGGAUCUUCAGGAGGAUGAAGACGGUGUUUAUUUCAGCUCAUAUGGGCAUUAUGGGAUACAUGAAGAAAUGCUGAAGGACAAAAUACGAACAGAAAGUUACCGUGAUUUUAUAUAUCAAAAUUCACAUAUCUUCAAAGACAAGGUAGUUUUGGAUGUUGGUUGUGGAACUGGAAUCCUGUCUAUGUUUGCUGCUAAAGCUGGAGCUAAGAAAGUUUUUGGAGUUGACCAAUCUGAAAUACUUUACCAGGCAAUGGAUAUCAUAAGGCUAAAUAAACUUGAAGAUACUAUUAUACUAAUUAAGGGAAAGAUUGAAGAAGUUCAUCUUCCGGUGGAAAAAGUGGAUGUUAUUAUAUCUGAAUGGAUGGGCUAUUUUCUUCUUUUUGAAUCUAUGUUAGAUUCUGUACUUUAUGCAAAGAACAAAUACUUGGCAAAAGGAGGAUCGGUCUACCCUGAUCUUUGCACUAUCAACCUUGUGGCAGUAAGUGAUACAAAUAAGCAUGCUGAUAGAAUUGCUUUCUGGGAUGAUGUCUAUGGCUUCAAUAUGUCCUGCAUGAAGAAAGCAGUUAUUCCAGAAGCUGUUGUGGAAGUUUUAGAUCCCAAAACUCUUAUAUCAGACCCAUGUGGUAUUAAGCACAUAGAUUGCCAUAUGACAUCUGUCUCAGAUUUGGAGUUUUCUUCAGAUUUUACCCUGAAAAUCACAAAGACAUCCUUGUGCACGGCACUUGCUGGCUACUUUGAUAUAUAUUUUGAAAAGAAUUGCCACAACAGGGUCGUGUUCUCAACGGGCCCUCAGAGUCCCAAAACACACUGGAAACAAACAAUAUUUCUGUUGGAAAAGCCAUUUUCAGUAAAAGCAGGUGAAGACUUGAAAGGAAAGAUCACAGUCCACAAGAACAAGAAAGAUCCACGUUCUCUCAUUGUGACCCUCACUUUGAAUAAUUUGACUCAUACUUAUGGCCUCCAGUGAAAGACAUCAACAAAAAGACAAAAUUUUAAUAUGUGGUGGUAUUGGUAAGGAGGUAUAGGGAGAGUUUCAUGUGAGUACAUGGAGAGAGUCUUUCCUAAAGAGUUUUCUCAGAAGAAUGGUCGGAAUUACUAGCAUUCAGCUGAAGAAGAACCAACUGAUCCUAAUGGACUCCCUAUGUUACUCUUUGAAGUAUGGAAUAAAAUCUAAUUUUUUGCAUCGAG
Messenger RNA from Sorex fumeus (smoky shrew), 1908 nucleotides. RefSeq names its product protein arginine methyltransferase 3 (gene PRMT3). Gene Ontology annotation, molecular function: protein-arginine N-methyltransferase activity. The record is from RefSeq and is a predicted model, not a curated record. NCBI's taxonomy places the organism in Eukaryota, Metazoa, Chordata, Mammalia, Eulipotyphla, Soricidae. The coding region runs from base 92 to 1687 and encodes 531 amino acids. Gene Ontology annotation, biological process: peptidyl-arginine methylation. The transcript has 16 exons. Gene Ontology annotation, cellular component: nucleus.